Molecule: messenger RNA, 678 nt
Organism: Closterium sp. NIES-65
Lineage: Eukaryota; Viridiplantae; Streptophyta; Zygnematophyceae; Desmidiales; Closteriaceae
Source: the annotation of a GenBank genome assembly
AUGGACGUGGACGUGGACGUGGACGUGGACAUUGACGUGGACGUGGACGUGGACGUGGAUAUGGACGUGGACGUGGACGUGACGUGGACGUGGACGUGGACGUGGACAUGGACGUGGACGUGGACGUGGACGUGGACGUGGACGUGGACAUGGACGUGGACGUGGACGUGGACGUGGACGUGGACGUGGACGAUGACGUGGACGUGGAGUGGACGUGGACCUGGACGUGGACGAGGACGUGGACGUGGACGUGGAGGUGGACGUGGAGGUGGACGUGGAGGUGGACGUGGACGUGGACGUGGACGUGGACGUGGACGUGGACGUGGACGUGGAGAACUUGGACGUGGACAUGGACUGGACGUGGACGUCGACGUGGACGUGGACGUGGACGUGGACAUGGACGUGGACGUGGACGUGGACAUGGACGUGGACGUGGACGUGGACGUGGACGUGGACGUGGACGUGGACGUGGACGUGGAGGACGUGGACGUGGACGUGGACGUGGACGUGGAGGACGUGGACGUGGACGUGGACGUGAACGUGGACGUGGACGUGGACGUGGAGGACUUGGACGUGGACAUGGACGUGGACGUGGAGUGGACGUGGACGUGGACGUGGACGUGGACGUGGACGUUGACGUGGACGUGGACGUGGACCGUGACGUGGACGUGGACGUGA